AAUAGGUUAGGUUAGGUUAGAACUGUGUCCUUUUCUUUGCUGGGAUCAGCGAUGAGGCGCCAUGACAGCCGCCGACGUUCGCUCGCGUCGUCACGUGACACGUCGUCUGCAAACCGUCUGGUUUCGAGGCUGAAACAGGAAGUGCCGCCAUGACGGUCCACGUAUCUGGACAUUAACCCUACAUUAUUUAUUUUUCAAAACUUAGCUGUCUAAAAGAUAAGAAGAUAAAGUUACAAGUAUGCAAAUAUAUGAUACCAAUGGAUAUUAAAUUAGAAAAUCUUGAACUUGUUCACUUAGGAAGAGAGUCAAAAUUUGAUUUAAUUCCUGAAGAUGACAGUUAUAUUAAUAAAUCUACAUUGGUUUUUGAUCUUCCCCCUGUAAUACCUGAUUUAUCUGAACAAUUAGAAGAAAUUUUAGAUCAUCCAGAAAAGCUUUCUAUUUAUGAUUUAGAUAAUGUUCAGAGACAUAUACCUCGAAAACCAAAUAUAUCUUCAUUAUUUACAACGGAGUUAUGUCCUUUACAAACAACUUUAAAAGCUGAGAGGAACAUGACCACUGGUGAAGUAAUAAAGUUUAACGAAGUUAUUAUUGAAGAUAAUGCAUCAAAUUCAAAAAAUUCAAUGUCAUUUAAACGAGCUCCAGAUGUGACCACAGAUGUGAAAGGAAAUCCCAAUAAUCUUCCAUUUUGGCCAGGUGGUUUUGAUGAUUAUUCUUUUGAAAAAUUGAAGGAUAACAUUAAGAAUCAAGAUAUUGACUUUGUCAAUGAUCUAUUAACAAUACCACCUGGAUUUGAAGUUGGAAUGAAAUUUGAGAAAAAGAAAGAAGAAAUUGAACAAUCUGUAAUUAAAUUGUCAGAUAUUUUGUCUUCAUAUGAUAUAUCUGAAUUAGAUUCAGUAGCAGAAGGAUUUGUGUUUGAGAGUAGUGAAGAUAUUGAUAGAAUUUCAGAUGCUACUGCUACUACUUCUACUACUAUAACAUCAGAAAAUGAUGAAUUAGAAGAAACUCUUUCUAAGACACCCGACGUUUUAAAUAUCAGUGAAACUAAAGAAAUUGAAACAGAAUCAACGACUGAUUGGGCUGUUGAAGUAAAUGUACUUCUUCCUGUUGAAGAUUUUCAUCAAAGAAUCCCAAAUAUGGCAUUUAAAUAUGAUUUUGAAUUGGAUACAUUUCAAAAACAAGCCAUUUUGCAUCUUGAGAAUAAUGAUAAUGUGUUUGUUGCUGCUCAUACAUCUGCUGGAAAGACUGUUGUUGCAGAAUAUGCCAUAGCUCUUGCAAUGAAGAGUAUGACAAAAGCAAUUUACACUUCACCUAUUAAAGCACUUUCCAAUCAAAAAUUUAAAGAUUUCAAGAAAACAUUUGAAGACGUUGGCCUGUUAACAGGUGAUAUUCAGCUAAAUAAAACUGCUUCUUGCUUAAUAAUGACUACUGAAAUUUUAAGAUCAAUGCUUUAUAAUGGUUCGGAAGUUGUAAGAAACUUGGAAUGGGUAAUUUUUGAUGAAGUGCAUUACAUUAAUGAUUCAGAGCGUGGAGUUGUAUGGGAAGAAGUCUUGAUUAUGUUACCAUCACAUGUUAAAUUAGUGCUUCUGAGUGCCACUGUGCCUAAUACAUUAGAAUUUGCUGAUUGGAUUGGGAGGAUAAAACAAAAGAAAAUUUAUGUAAUUACAACAUUGAAAAGACCAGUUCCUUUAGAACAUCAUUUAUAUACAGGUAGUGGAGGAAAAUCAAAAGGUGAAUUAUUUAUGAUUGUAGAUGCUGCAGGAAAUUUUAAGACACUUGGUUACAAUGCUGCUUUAAAUGCCAAACAAGAAAGAACAAGUAAACAUCAACAUUCAUUUGGACCUAAAGGUUAUCGAAACAAUGUUUCUGAAAAACAAGAUAAAAACACUUACAUAGGAUUAAUUGAAUAUCUUCGUCAACAUGAUAAAUUACCAGUUGUUUGUUUUACGUUGUCCAGAAAAAAAUGUGAUGAUAAUGCCCAGAUGCUUUCAAGUGUUGAUCUAACAGUAAAAGAAGAAAAGGGUGAAAUACAUAAAUUUGUGACUUCAUGUAUUUCUAAAUUGAACAAAUCUGAUCGAAAAUUACCCCAGGUUGUUACUAUGCAACAAUUGCUAAAAAGAGGACUUGGAGUUCAUCACAGUGGAAUUUUACCUAUUUUAAAAGAAGUUGUAGAAAUGUUAUUUGAAAGAGGACUCAUAAAAAUGCUGUUUGCUACAGAAACAUUUGCAAUGGGAAUCAACAUGCCUGCUCGAACAGUAGUUUUUGACAGUAUUAAGAAACACGAUGGACAGAAUUUUCGAGAAUUGCUUCCUUCAGAAUAUAUACAAAUGGCUGGACGAGCAGGAAGAAGAGGAAAAGAUAGUGAAGGAACAGUAAUUAUUAUGUGCAAAGCAGAUAUUCCUGAAACAUCAGUUUUAUAUAAAAUGAUGUUGGGUAAACCUACAAAAUUAGAAUCAAAAUUCAGAUUGACUUACAGCAUGAUUUUAAAUCUUCUUAAAGUUCAUAAUGAAAAUUUAAGGGUGGAAGAUAUGAUGAAACGGUCAUUUAGAGAGGCAUUUUCACAACGUAAUGUGAAGGAGGACGAGAAAGUUCUUAAAGAAUUAAUUGAAACUUUUACACAUUUGGAAAAAUUGGAAUGUGAAAUUUGUCAGUUUGACAUAAAACAAUAUUGUAAAAUGGUCCAGGAUUUCUAUAAUUCAAAAACAAACUUAUUGAAAAAGAUUUUUAAUAGUCAAUUUGGUUUGAAAUUGUUUUCUCAAGGAAGAUUAUUAACUGUUAAAACUUCAUAUCAUUCCAACACUUUUGGUGUUAUUCUGAAUUCAGAUAAAAAAGUUCUUAAAGUUUUAUUGAUGUGUAAAUAUUCAUCAGAACGAUGCAAGUCAACUACUGAUAUUCUGGAUAUGGACGAAGCAUCAAUUAAACAAUUACCCUGGUUGCCAAAGUUAUACGUUCCUGAAAGUGUAUCAAGUUAUCAUAUAACAAGUAUAUCGGUGAAUGAAAUACAAAAAAUAUUCAAUAAAGUAAUUAAAAUAGAUGCAAAUGAGAUAUUCAAUGAUUGGAAUAAACAAAUAAAAAAUGAUAAUGAAAUUCCUGGAAAAUCUAUUAAUAAACUUGUUCAAAAAUUACAUCAAAUGAUUAUGGAAAAUGAAAAUGGUUUGCCUCCAGUAGACAUCAUUAAAGAAUGUGGUGUUAGAGAUAUUGAAUUGUUUGAAAGAGUGAAAGAUAUUCUACAUACAUCAGAAGUUUUGGAAAAAUUUACUUGUUUAACUUGUGUGGAUUUCAUUGAUCAUUUUGUUAAGACAUUCAAAGAGAUUGAAUUAGAAAAGAAAAUGAAUAACUAUAAACUGAAGUUGUCUGAGAAAAGCCUACAGUUAUUGCCUGAAUACCAGGCACGAAUCAGGGUACUUCAAGAACUACAUUAUAUUGACAACACAAAUACCACUGAAAUGAAAGGAAAGGUUGCUUGUGCAAUGAGUAAUCAUGAAAUUUUUCUAACUGAAUUAUUAGUUGAUGAUGUCUUUAAAUCACUGAAACCUGAAGAAAUUGCUGCUUUGUUAUCUUGUACGGUAUUUCAGCAGAGAAUGGAUGAUGUUCCUGAUGAAGUUUUGCCUUUCUCCUUACAAGAGGGAAAGGAAAAAUUAUUGGCCAUAAUACAACAUAUUGGUGAAACUCAGGUGAAGUGUGGUUUGAAACAAUCAGAGAAGGAAUUUUCAGACCAGUACAAUUUUAAUUUAUGUAAUGUAGUAUAUGAAUGGGCUAAAGGCACAACGUUUAGCGAAAUUAUGAACAUUACCACCGUACAAGAAGGAAUCAUUGUUCGUUGCAUUCAACGAUUAGAUGAAAUUUUAAAGGAUGUCCGAGCCGCAGCAAGAACAAUAGGCAAUCCAGAACUGGAAGCUAAAACAGAAAAAGCAUCUCAAAUGAUUAAAAGAGACAUUGUAUUUGCUGCUAGCCUGUACAUCCAAUAAAUAAAAUGUAUUUAUAAAAUUUUUUUAUUACUUUUAAUCUCAAUACA
Molecule: messenger RNA, 4012 nt
Organism: Centruroides sculpturatus (bark scorpion)
Lineage: Eukaryota; Metazoa; Arthropoda; Arachnida; Scorpiones; Buthidae
Gene: tst
Product: helicase SKI2W-like
Exons: 24
Coding region: 249-3965 (1238 amino acids)
Biological process (GO): nuclear-transcribed mRNA catabolic process, 3'-5' exonucleolytic nonsense-mediated decay
Cellular component (GO): Ski complex
Molecular function (GO): ATP binding; RNA binding; RNA helicase activity
Source: RefSeq, a predicted model, not a curated record